UUCAUUUAUUCAACAUUUUCUCGGAUUAUCAAAUUAAAAAAAAAAUCUACAGCAUGAUUUCACUUUUUCUACCUAAAUUAAUGUAAUAGCUUUAUAUACAAUCUAGCCUUCGAAUAUAUAAACGUGACAAACCAGUGAGACAUGAAUGCUUUUGCUACAGUUUAGCAAUAGUUUAAGUUAUUGUUAUUAUUACCGAAUAUAAAACAACAGUAAAACCAUGCAACAUAUUUACUAUGAUUUUACUAUUCAUCACGGUUUAACAGUGAUAAAAGGUAAAAAAACAAACCUUAAACCUCUGUAAGAACAUAGAGUACAGAAAAUCACAUCCUUACCAGCCUAAAAAGUAUUUUUAACUGUAACGACAUUUAACAUUACAGUUACAUGAGAUGAAAUUUAAGCUUGACACGGAAAAUCGGGAUAUCCCCUAGAUGAGAAAGCAGAGUGCAUGUGAGUGUGUUUUCGGCAGGAGGCGCAGCGUUUGCUCUCACUGUGUAAAAUGUCUGUCUCUGCUUGAGCCGUGUUUCUUCCUGCUCUGACGCUGGACUGCCCUCCACCAGAAACUAAAACAAAGAUGACAAGGCCGCUACUUUUGUGUAAGUGUCCGGAUCAGAGAGUCGCGGCAUAUCUCCAGACAUCAUAUUAGCACACAGGCCCGGCUGGUACCGGAGUGUCAACACGACCUAUUCCCGCCUGAAGUAGUCAGUCGGCGGUGGCAUGUCGCUGAGCUCAGGCGGGUGGACUCACACACCUCCGCCGGCCCAGUCUGCACCGUCUCAUGUCGGCCAGGAGGCCUCGCAGUCGGCCUGCAGCACCGUUUUGAUGUCGGUGAAGGUGUCAGUGUGCCACUCGGGCAUACGACCGCUUUGUCUCCCGGGGGCCGGAGACGAAUCCCUCCGUCUUCAGCUGAGCAUGGACCCAGGCAAGGCAGGGGAAUUCCGCCUUGCGUUACGGGACAUCAGCGGAGCCGCGGCUGGACGCAGCGUGUCCAUUGCUGAAUUUGACCUCAAGACUGUUUGCUAUGAAGUCAAGUCCACACAGUGCCAUGAACUGAGUUUGGCAACUCCGCCACAUGAUCGUAUCACUUUCAACUUCCGCUGUGAACAGGAAGCACAGGAGUGGGCUACUGUGGUAAUGUCAUCGCUCCGUGAGGCACAUAGAGUGGCAAUUAGUUCCUCCAGUGAAGAAAGACGACUACAUCCUCAGCCUCUAGAUACACAGAGCGAUCCGCCCAUGCCGCGUACAGAGGAGAUAUGUGCGGAGCUGGUUAGUGCAAUAGAGGCAGGUGAUGUUCGUUCGGCAUCUGUCUGUGCAUCGUCUUUAGCUAAACAGAGAGCUGCGCUGAGCAUUCAGCCAUCUAAACGAAAUUACACAGACACUGAAAUUAGCCUGGCUUUGGUGGUAGAGGAUGCAUCCUCUUCCUGUUGUGUCACAGUGAAAGUCUUCCCUCACUCCACAAUUGGUGCUCUCAAACAGCAGGUCUUCACAGACUAUGGUUUUCAUCCACGUGUGCAGCGCUGGGUCAUCGGCCAGUCUUUGUGCUCCGAUCACCGCUCUCUGGCUUCUUACGGAGUUCAGCGGGAUGGCGACACUGCGUUCCUCUAUCUCAUUUCUGCCCGUCAGGCUCGUCUCAGUCGAGGACUUUACCAACAAGAUCAGGAAAGUGCUUUGCUCAUGCCGGCUUUGGUGCCAACGACUAAUCAGCCCCAACAAGAAGCAGUUACCAAUGGGCCAGCACUGAACACAGCCUCAAGACCAUACAGCACCCUGCCUACAAGACUUCACAACAACCACAAUACCCUAAGUAACAGUACGGGAAGUACAGAGAGGUUGGGUUUGGGUGAUAUACGUGACCUCAUCAAUCUCGAGCUGCCACAGUUAAAUGAAGCCCUGAUGCCCAACAGAACAAGCACACAGCUGGGAUGGGCCUGCCCAACUUGUACAUAUAUUAAUAAACCAACACGUCCUGGCUGUGAAAUGUGUAGUGCAGACAGACCUGAAGGCUACACUGUUCCCGGCAACUACAGACCAGAUGCUCUGGAGCUAAGACGAAUUCAACAGGAAAAGGAAGCAGUAAGGCAGUACCAACAGGCCAGAGAAGCAGAGCGCAGGGAGAACUAUGCACGUCUGGUGCAGAUGGACGGACAGGAUCUGGUUCCUAACCCAGAGAGAGUGGAGUGCAGGAUCUGCUAUGUGGAGCUGGAGUCUGGCGAGGGAGUCCUGCUCCGAGAGUGUCUCCACUGCUUCUGCAAAGAGUGUCUGCGCUCUGUGAUUCUGAUGUCCGAGGAUCCUCAGGUGGCAUGUCCAUACAGAGACGAGGCCUACGCCUGCGACUGCAUCUUGCAGGAAAGAGAAAUCAGAGCUCUGGUGUCAGUAGAUGAUUAUGAGCGCUGGUUGCAGAGAGGUCUGUCCGUUGCAGAGUCUCGAUGUGAGGGCAGCUAUCACUGUGCUACAGCAGACUGUCCCGGCUGGUGUGUUUAUGAAGACACCGUCAACACUUUCCACUGCCCAGUGUGCAAAAAACACAACUGCCUGCUCUGCAAGGCCAUUCAUGAAGGGAUGAAUUGUAAGCAGUAUCAGGAUGAUCUAGCAGCCCGUGCCAUCAAUGACUCUGCAGCACGAAGAACCAGAGAUCUGCUGAAGACUCUUGUUAAUUCUGGAGAAGCAAUGCAUUGCCCUCAGUGUGGCAUCAUUGUGCAGAAGAAGGAGGGCUGUGAUUGGCUGCGCUGCACUGUCUGCCACACUGAGAUCUGCUGGGUCACCAGAGGACCACGCUGGGGGCCCAAAGGUCCUGGAGACACAAGUGGAGGCUGCCGCUGCAAUGUCAACAAACAGAGAUGUCACCCAAAAUGCCAGAACUGUCACUAAAGGGAAGAGCAGAGAGAGAGAGAGAGAGAGAGAGAGGAGGUAUGAGUGAGAGAGUGGAAAAGAGAGCGUCAUCUCAUGGCAGUUUAUGACAUUAUAUACAAUUUUGGCAGACACCAGGGUUUCCAGGUCUUCUCAAAACUGGCCCAGUUGUGCUCCAGGAUGUCAAAACCUGCUUCUAGGUCCCAACUUGAUUAAAAUCAUGUUUCAGGGGUGGCAGGGAAUUUUGCGGCCUGAAAAAAAAAAAACGGCAGCAUUAUGACAGUAGGUCAAUUCUGCAGACUUGGCAAGACUGACAGACAUACACUUGUGAGCUGACAUAUACUGUCCACCUGUAUUAGUUUUCAUGUUAGUUUUCUGAGCUUUUAACUGAAAUACAGACAUACGUAGUUCAGUUGAGCAAAAAAUUUUCAAUUGCACAUUUUAUGCAAGUAAAUCAUAAAGCAAUGGAAGGCACCAUGGGAAAUUCAGCCUAUUGGAUGACUGCUGUAUCAGUCCAGUCAGCAUCCUACUGCGUAAUUAUUUUGAAAGACCCAAAGAAAAGCUUUCCAUUUUCUCAACUGUAUGUUACAUAGCAAAUAUUACCUAUACUAUGGAAGUAUUUUAUUUCUGAUUGACUACAGAAAGGUGACAUUUGCGUUUGAAUGGCUUGUGAAUAUUCACACAGCUGCUGCAAAAUGUAAAACCACUUUAAACUGCAUGAGUAUUGCCUCGUUGUAGCUAUUGUGAGUUUAAAUAAUCUAAAUCACUUUGGUCAUUUGAUUUUAAUACAAAAUACAAACAUGGGAAUGCUUUAAGGCAUUUUUUAAUCUGAUCAAAUAAUCCCGGAAGGACAAAAAUAAAGCCAAAGAUAAUCUGAAGCUGCCGAAAAAAAAGGGAAUUAUUACAAUGCACUUGCACAAAUGCUUUUGUGUUUGUCUUGUCUUACUUUUAAAGUUAUACUACACUGUUACUGAAAGUGCCUUUUCUUGCCUGUUUGGUCACGUAACCAUUAACACGAGCAGUCAUUUUGAAGUGUUACAUUGCUAUUAUUUUGAAUACUGUAUGUUGUUGUUGUAGAUUUGUGAUCCAGGAUAAUUUAUGUGUGCCGUGUUUUCCCUUCACAUUUCCUAACAACCCAGAGACAUUGUAAUAAGUGCAUAUUUUGCACAUUAGUUCAGUCAGAUUAAUACAAUCCAAUCUAUUGCUUUAAGAUUCGAUUGUUUGUAAGUUGGAUGUGAUUGAUAUGUAGCCUAGUUAUUUAGUAUUGUUUUAAUGUUAAAUUGCAAUGCUAUGCUAAUUUAAGUAGCAGUUAUAGUCAAGAGCAGGGACCCGAGGCUUGUGUGGAAAACCUUCAAGACUGUUAAAAGCCAAAGGGACCCAUGUUGAUCCCAAAGCUUUGAAUCUAUGCACUGAGACGAAUGUCAGCACCCAAAGCAUCUACUUAUGCAUUGACAUUUUCAAAAAUGUUUUCAUGAGGUUUUUCUUUAGUUGACUAUUUUUAUUUGCACCCGAAAAAGUAGUGUUUUGUUUUAGUUUUUUUUGGAAUUUCCAAGCAUUUCUAUUGUUGUUGUGACUAAGAAUCCAGUGGAAUUAUGCAAUAUGUUUGUACAAUUUCAAUUUAAUUCUUUCUUGUGAUUUUAUGAAACUCACUAAUGUUCGUAUAUGUGCACUAUGAAGUUCAUGUAGUGUGUUUUUGCAUGUACCACAGAAGAAAACGAAUGACUGAAAAUGAAAAGGUCCCUGCACCUGCAGAAAUCUUACACUUUAAUUCAGGGUCGCAAGUCUUAAAAAGUGCCUUACGGAUUAUAGUACUGAGCACCUGUAUUGACAAUAUUUAAGCUUUUCUCAUUAUUAUGUACAUGUUUGGACUAAUUUAAUAUGCUUCACAUUUUGUUCUUAAAAAAAUAAAAAUAUAACCAAUCUGUA
Messenger RNA from Puntigrus tetrazona (Sumatra barb), 4770 nucleotides. It is a transcript of the gene shrprbck1r, whose product is annotated as sharpin and rbck1 related. Gene Ontology annotation, biological process: protein linear polyubiquitination; positive regulation of canonical NF-kappaB signal transduction; proteasome-mediated ubiquitin-dependent protein catabolic process. The coding region runs from base 715 to 2865 and encodes 716 amino acids. The transcript has 14 exons. Gene Ontology annotation, molecular function: ubiquitin-protein transferase activity; ubiquitin binding. The record is from RefSeq and is a predicted model, not a curated record. Gene Ontology annotation, cellular component: LUBAC complex. Lineage: Eukaryota; Metazoa; Chordata; Actinopteri; Cypriniformes; Cyprinidae.